CCUUGCGCCGUUCGAAUCGCAGCCGAAUCGCAGCACCACCCACACGGCCAUCGUCCAUUCUCCACCACUCACCACUUACCACCCACCAUCAACCGCCCACCUGCCUUUCGGGCCGCAAGGUUGGCAAAAUACAGUUAUUCGAGCGCGAAUCCGCGGUGGCUGAUUUCUUGAAUUGAAUAUAAAGUUGCAAGUCGCGUGAGUCCUUCGUGUGACGAGGAGCUCUGUGCACAAAAAGGAUAUUUAUUUGCCAGGCCAGUGUGUGUGCCUAUUUGUCUUGGGUCGUGUCGUGUCGGGUCAGUUGAGCGUUCAAGGACUCUGCUGCAGCAACUACAAAAUAGCAAGAAAAAAGACCAGUGCCAGAAACAACAAUAUGUGUGCAAUAAAGGCGUGAAACGUGACAGCAACGUGCCAAUAGGCGGAGGCAUUGAAAAGCUGAAAGGAACACACAUUUGAGAGCCAGAGAAACCGAACCGAGAAAAUAUUGCAGUUGACUCCGCUUGUACUUUUCGAGUCCGUGAUGCAUUUCUGGAUUGACAAGCGAUCGCAGCAGUGCGGAUUUGGACGCUCCCGGGUGGCGGCUUCCCUAUCGCAUGCUGGGAGCGGACUCAGCUAUGGCCAUCCGCCACGAAGGACCAAGUCCACCAGCUGCAGCAGCAACAGUACUGGAAGCAGCGGCCAGACAAUGCCCUCCGUGCACCGAACCCUGCCGCAGACGCCCUACGAUCUCCACCAGCCGGGCACAAGUCGCCAAUCGCAGUCGUCGUAUGGCAACAACAAUUCCCUGCACGGCCAGCAGCAGCAACAUUCCAGCGGUGGUGGCACAAACAAUAACAAUAACCUGGCUGCCACCGGUACAACAACAACUGCCAGCAACAAUAACAAUGCCAGCUCCUCGGCAGCUGUCCUUACCGGAAGUGGAACCAUCGUUCCCCUGGUGGCACGUGGCUCGCACUACAAUCACCACGGCAGCACGCGCUAUCAGCCGAGAGCACAGCAGCAGCAACUUUUGCACCACCAGCAGCAGCAACAUCAGCAGCAGCAGCAACACUACAGCUAUCACCAUCCGCAAUUCGGCAACAUGGCUGUGCCCGUGAGACACUACGAUGCACAUCAGCAACAGCAGCAGCAAUAUUCGGGCAAUGUCUAUGCCGAUGAUGCCUACAGCGCCUAUCACCACACCGCCCAUCACCAGCACAGCAGCAAUCACUCGACCAGCGGCAGCAACAACCAGCGACAAUCGACCGCCUACGCCACGCCCCGUCGCCACAACUCCAGCAGCAACAUGCGGCACUCCACAGCAGCAGCAACAUCAGGGGCAGCAGCUGCAACAGAAGCAGCAACUUUGGCCAGUCCAGCGGCAACAGUUGCUGCUGUACCAGCGACAACGCACAGCAACCAGUUGCAGCAGCAACACCACGCAUUGCUGCAGCACGCGGACUCGCAACUGUUGCCCAGUCACCUGAAAUGCGGCAUGUGCGCCUCGCUGGUGCUGGCCUCCGUUUUUGUGGCCGGAACUAAGUUCUACUUCGACCAUCAGGGCACUGGAUUGGAGGUGCUGAUCUUCUGCGCCUUCUCGGCAACCUUCUUCCUGGCCGCCUGCCUGGUCAGUCUGUGCAGGAUUCCCAAGGGCCUGCUCUCGAAUUCCAAUCGCUCGGAUGGUCGUGCAGCCGUUUGCCACACUCGUGGUGUGAACUCGUCCUUGGCGGGAUCGGGAUCGGGAACGGCCCAGUCCGCCGGCUGUCUGCUGGAGAUGAGCGAGGUGCGGUACCUGGAGGAGCGACAGGUGACCCCCGUGGGCGGUACGGCGGCCACAGCCGGCCCGCCGCCCUACCACAUUGCCAUAUUGCUGCCGGAACAGACGCCGGCGACAAUGGGCAAACAACUCCCGAUGGAUGAGUCGCCGCCGCCGUCAUAUGACAAGAUUCUCGUAUAGGCUGUCGGGGUAUUGAGCCUCGGUUAGAGUUCGCGAACCCCAGAUCCUUGAUACCCGUUCGAUGUACUUUUGCUCAGUAUUUUUCUAAAAAAAAAAAAAACAAAAGAUAUCACAGUUUAUAUAUGAACAUUUACACGGCAAUGAUAUAUAUAUAUCAAGUAAACAUAUUUACAUACACGAAUAUUUACUUUUAAGCUCCGAAUAAUAUUUUUACACUUUCUAUGCCCCGUACUAGAAAACCAAACUCUUCCACUCUAGACCCGAACAUGUCAUAUUCUACUGUCAUUUUUGUUCUGUGAUAUGCUCAAGAGAUCAAGAAAUCAUAAGUUAUAGUGACCGCGAGAUCAAAGUAUAUUAAACCAUUAGCUUCAAAACACGACAAGCCAAUGCAACGAGGAAAAAAUGUAGAAAUAGCUGAUACAGAAACUAAUGAAUUCAAGCAGCAGUAUUAGUAGGCAGUUAAGAAACAAAUAAAUUACCAAUCAAAUGCCCCGUUCUCUUACAAAAUAUUAAAACAGAGCGCAAUAUAUUAAGUAAAUACGACA
This is a messenger RNA of Drosophila rhopaloa, 2478 nucleotides long. RefSeq names its product CCAAT/enhancer-binding protein. NCBI's taxonomy places the organism in Eukaryota, Metazoa, Arthropoda, Insecta, Diptera, Drosophilidae. The coding region runs from base 518 to 1933 and encodes 471 amino acids. The transcript is spliced from 3 exons. The record is from RefSeq and is a predicted model, not a curated record.